Molecule: messenger RNA, 1672 nt
Organism: Homarus americanus (American lobster)
Lineage: Eukaryota; Metazoa; Arthropoda; Malacostraca; Decapoda; Nephropidae
Product: exocyst complex component 3-like
Exons: 5
Coding region: 76-816 (246 amino acids)
Biological process (GO): exocyst localization; exocytosis
Cellular component (GO): exocyst
Molecular function (GO): SNARE binding
Source: RefSeq, a predicted model, not a curated record
UAUUUUUGUAUUCAUUAACAGAUCCAGUACUUUACAACUUACAUUAUAGCACUAGCCAACAGCUGCCAAGGGCUGAUGGAUGUUAUGGUGACGAUCAAGUCUCAGUUUUGGAAGCCUGGUGGAUCUACCCAGAAUGAUGCCAAGAUUGCCACCGAGUUUGAUGCUUUGCUCACUGUCUACCAACGUUUGCGAGAUUUAAUGUGUGACUACUUGUUGGAGGAGGCCUUGGAGGACCUGCAGGAACAGUUUACCACUCUUCUCACUACUCGCUGGCUCAACAACACUGAGCCCAUGGAUACAAUAUGCCUCACUUUUUCUGACUACUUUAAUGAUUACUCUCAUCUUCACCAAAAGAACUUUGACCAUGUGGUGUUAUUGGCUCUGAAUACAGUCGCUAUGCGCUACACCACUGCCAUCCUGCAGAAACGACUCACACUUAAGACACAAGAGGACCGAAAGUUGACGGCUGACCGUAUUACAGCUGAGGCAUUAAAGCUGUCAAGUGUGUUUGAGCAAGUCGCCCCAGAUCUUGUGAAGUUUGACUCUCCAUGUGAAGUGAUGAAGGGAUUGGCUGAAGUAAUAAAAGUAUCUGAUGUUGAAUUUAUCAGCUUAGAGUUGCACCGAUUAUUGCGAAGGUACCCAGACAUGACAAGUGACCACCUUACUGCUCUGUUGCUGUUACGAGGUGAUCUGGGUCGUUUAGAUGUGAGGCAGCGUGUGGCAGAGAUCAUGGAGGAGAUGAGAACCCAGCGAACAGGACCUGCUCCAAAAAGCAUUUUCUCUCAUAUUCAUAUCUCAAAUUCACUGUUUACAUAAAUACAUAAAAGAAUAAUUUAUGACAUUUGUCAAAAAAAACGUGAGUUUCAUAUAUAUUUCCAUUUGUUGUAAGUAAGGGUUACUGACUGAGUGACAGAGAAGAAAUAGAAGAACAGCAGCUCAAGAAAGAGACUGUCAUAAAUAUUAGAAAUACAGUACUGUAGUACGUCGUUUCACCUGAUUUAUUAUUACACAAUGCCAGCUUGAACAGCAGAAAUUCUGGUAAAACAAGUACACUUCCAGUACAGUAUAUAUCACCUUGUGUAUUUGGACAAUAAAGUCUAGACAUUUCUUAGAGAAUGUGAAAAGGUUGCCUUACUAUAAAAUUAUAUAUUUUUAUCUAAAAUACUGUACACCCUAAGUUAGCAGUACACUACAUUAGUCGUUAUGUGUUCAUAAACAUAUCUUGUUAAUAUGGGUACACUACUGUACUGCUCAAUUUACACACAUCAGAAAUUUGGUUAUUCAACAUAAUUUACUGCAUUACUGUACAGUGUUAGACAAUUUAUAUGUUCAGUUUUUUACUUUAAUGUGAUACACGAUUGGUAAACGUAUUUUCAUGCUCACUAACCUUUAACAUUUUAGUAAACCCCUUUGUUUAUCCAUAAAAGAGGGUUGUCCACAAAUUGAACCAUUUUGAUCUGUAUUCUUAAUUUUGAGAAGUUUGCUAGAAAGUUUUGUCUAUUUUGUUUAAGAUUUCACCCAGAUGGAGGAAUUUUGCCUUACACUGUACUCUACAUGGUGCUUAUUAUUAAAUAGUCGUAAUUGAAUGAACCUGAUCGGACAGGUAAAUUACCUGAUAAAAAUUUCUGAUUUUUUUAAUUUAAUGAAUUCUGAAAAGUACUUUAAAAUACAG